CCCUGCUGUCCAUCUCAUUCGCUGAGCAGGUCCGUGAAUUGUCAGCGCGCUCCAGGCAGCUGUUGAGCCGGGGCGGCCGCCAGGUUUGUGCUCCCUCAGAGGUGCCUGCCGGAGCCAAUGUGCCCCGGUGGGCUAGGGCGAGAGCUGUCGCCGAUUCCGGGCAACUUGGGAUUCAGGACCCGCAGCAGGGGCGUCGGUUUGCCAUCUGGACUCGUCGACUAGGAUGGAAAUCCUGUAUGAAUGUGGAAGCCAUUAGCAGAGUAAUUGCCAUCCGUUACCAUGACAACCAGCCGCUGCAGUCACCUGCCCGAAGUGCUGCCAGACUGCACCAGUUCAACUGCACCCGUGGUGAAGACCGUGGAGGACUGUGGCAGCCUAGUGAAUGGGCAGCCGCAGUAUGUCAUGCAAGUUUCAGCCAAGGACGGGCAGCUGCUGUCAACAGUAGUGCGGACCCUUGCCACCCAGAGCCCCUUCAAUGACCGGCCAAUGUGCAGGAUCUGCCACGAGGGCAGCAGCCAAGAGGACUUGCUCUCUCCAUGUGAAUGUACAGGGACCCUGGGGACAAUUCAUCGGAGCUGCCUGGAGCACUGGCUGUCAUCCUCAAACACCAGCUACUGUGAACUCUGCCACUUCAGGUUUGCAGUCGAGCGCAAACCCAGGCCGUUAGUGGAGUGGCUCAGAAAUCCAGGCCCCCAGCACGAGAAGCGGACUCUGUUUGGAGACAUGGUGUGCUUCUUGUUCAUCACUCCUCUGGCCACCAUCUCGGGCUGGCUCUGCCUACGGGGCGCCGUGGACCACCUGCACUUUAGCAGUCGGCUCGAAGCCGUCGGACUAAUUGCACUCACUGUCGCACUCUUCACUAUUUACCUCUUUUGGACACUAGUGUCAUUUAGGUACCACUGUCGAUUGUACAAUGAAUGGCGUCGGACCAAUCAGAGGGUGAUUCUCCUCAUUCCAAAGUCUGUCAACGUCCCUUCUAACCAGAAGUCCUUGCUGGGCCUCCACUCUGUCAAGAGGAACUCAAAGGAGACGAUUGUUUGAUGUUCGUGUGUUUGGUUGGUUGCUUUGUCGUUUGGGGUUUGGAAGUUUCUGCACUGGGGCCAUGCACUGAGCCACCCCGAGACCCUUCCUCGAGCCCGUGGGUCGAAGAACAUCCAGAGCCAUGUUAUCACGUCGCCCUGAGCAACAGACUCUGCCUGAAGAAAGCAAAUCGCUCUCUGACUUCAAAUCAUGGAUGCUGCAAUCAUAUGAUAUUUGCUAAGCUGCCAAACAUGUUUAUUUAGCAGAUACUGUAUGGAAUUUUCUGAACACCUCUUUAACAUAUGAGGAAGGUUGUCCUGCUAAGGAUGCAAUUCAAUUCUUCCUUUUUUAUUACUAUUUCAAAUAUAUAUAUAUAGAUAUAUAUAUAUAUUAAACUUAGAUGAUAAUCGAAGUUGAAAAGCCAAUGUUAAAACUGAUUUCAUGGUUGGUUUGGAUGGGUUUUGUUUGGGUUCGUUGGUUUGUUUCCCAGUUUCUACUGUAGAUUCUUUGGGGUAAUUUGAUAGCUUGAGUGGUCUUUUCCAUCUCUUCCAUGUCCCUUACUCAAGGGGACACCGUAACAGCUGCAGGACAAGUCAUAUUUGAAGGAUGUUUUGUACUAAACUUCAUUUAAUUAUUCAGUUUUUAAAGGAAAAACAAGCGUGGCAACUCUCCCCACAGUGAACUGUUUAUUUAAAUUUCAUUGAGGAGAAAAACAAUUUAUGGUGAGAAGCACGCUCCUUUCAACUUGUUUGGUAAUGACAGCUGAUAGAAGCUAUUUUCUAAUAAUAAAUAUCCAGUGUGUGAAAGACAAACCCCCACUGAUUGCAAUACUAUUUUUUUUUUAAUCACAAAACCUGUGAAGUUUCCCAAAGUAGAUUUGAAAAAGGAAAAAAAAAGCAAAAACAAGAAGGUUGGUGCUCCUAUUCCCAUUUCAUUUAGCGCAUGUCUUAAUUCUUCAUUCGCAUUGAACUGGAGGAUCAUUAGACAUUUCUAGGAACCCUGGACCUGUUUUGCAUAUCAAUUAGCAUUCCCAUUGCUCUGCCAAAUUUCCGGCUCGACAGGUAGAUGUGGCCAAAAAAAGCCUGUCCGAGUAGUCUAAGACCCCUUUGUCUGAUUUUCCAAAAAAAAAAAAAAGCCCCACGCAGUGCCUUCCCCCAACCAUGAGCCAAUUCUGUCACAGGCUGAAAUAAGCUUUUUCCAAGGGCUCCAUGUCCCUCGUUUAUCCAUCGCAGUGUAAAGGGUCUAGACUGCUCCCUGCCUAUGUGUGUCCACGAAGCCAGGGAGCAGACAUGCUGUCUGAGGAGAGCACUCGCUCAGAUUGGCACUCAGGCUCCCAUCCGCCCACCUGCCCACAGCCCUGCAGAGAAGGCGGAGCCCAGCUUUGGGGAAUGCUUAAAAUAUGGAUUUCUAGAACAUGACCCACAUUGCAGCUAUCACUCCAGCAUCUGCCUCAUGCUCCAGGAGGUGCAAAGGAACAGGCAGUGAGGACGGUAACGAUUUUUGUCUGCAGAUUGAUCAAGCUGAUGCAGGUGUCGCCUUUGUCUGGCGAGCCCUCCGUUCACAGACCGCUCCCCGCGCUGCCCGGGGGAGAGAAACAGCUGUACUGCUCUCCGCUGCAAAACUCAGAUGUGCUUUAUGGCCUGUGACAAUAGGUUUCCCCCCACCACGCUUCACUUCGACACUUCAAUUCCAGUAAUAUACGUCUCAGCCCUUCUGUUUGCUCGGCCCUGCUCACCCCUCUGGGCUGUCAUUAGCUGCACCACCAUCAACCGUUUCUUAAUUGACCUUUCUAAAAUGCUGGACACCACUGGCUGCACGCAGCUGUCACACAUUAAAUUUCCAGAGCCAAGAGUCCAGCUUGGUUGCGUGUGAAUUGCAACCCAGUAAUAUAGUUGACAAACGAUGCCCACCCAGCCUUGGUCCCCGAGCUGUCAGGUCAACCAGCCUCUCAACGGAGUGGUGCAAACAUUCAUGAGAGAACCAUGCCCUUUCUGCUCCGUUUUUUCCAUGAAUUAAGGAAGCAGUAGAUUCCCAGGAUCAUUUCCUGCUGAGGUUGGCUGCAGAAAAACCCUGCUGUCUUGGUUCAUGAGAUGAGAUGUAAUGAAGCAAAAUAUCAAAAGCAGGCAGGGGGCUUCCCUGGUGGCGCAGUGGUUGAGAGUCUGCCUGCCAAUGCAGAGGACACGGGUUCGAGUCCUGGACUGGGAAGAUCCCACAUGCCGCGGAGCAACUAGGCCCGUGAGCCAUAAUUACUGAGCCUGCGCAUCUGGAGCCUGUGCUCCGCAGCAAGAGAGGCCGCGAUAGUGAGAGGCCCGCGCACCGCGAUGAGGAGUGACCCCCUCUCGCCGCAACUAGAGAGGGCCCUCGCGCAGAAACGAAGACCCAACACAGCCAUAAAAUAAUAAAAUAAAAUAAAAUAAAAUAAAAAGCAGGCAGGUCCCUCCCUGGCAGCUUGCUGGGGCUUCCGGGCUGUGAAGGUUGGCACGGUAGUGCUGUGCCUGGGCCACGCCUCUCUCCCCCCAGUGCACACUCCCACCCUGGGAAAUUAAGCAGAGUCCACGUGCAAGGAGUGGGUUGCAUGUGGGGUGGUGGGCAGGACACCCUGGCAGCCAAGGGAGGCAUCAAUGCCUCCCUGCCCAGUGAGAGACUCUGAUCUCCACAGCACCAGGGCCCAUCCGGGGUUCUGAAAGCUCUUGGAGGACACUUCAUCCCCUCUUGGCCCUUUAACCCUGAGGUCAUUCAAGGCGGGAGAGUCCGGGGACUGCAACAGAAGCACAAGACACCAGCCAAGAGGACAGAGGCAGCGGGAGCUUCGGUCCAGGCUCUGCGUAUGUCAACAAGCCACGCAGCACCUGUCCGAAGGUGGAUGCAUUUGCUAACCGGGGUGCUGCACGAGUUACCGGUGGUCCUGCUAGCCUCGUUCUCUCUCGCUCUCUCUGCUUCUUUCUCUUUGAAAGAUCCAGAAUGAAACAGGAAAAGGAGCGAGGAGGGGCAGGUAAAUGAUCCUACGGGUUCACUGCUUCCCUCCACCGACCCCUUUACACAGUCCUCUCCCCGCGUCCCUCGCCAUAUCCUGUCUGGACCAUUUUUCUUGAGAAUAUUAGAUGGAGACAAACGUGUGUCACAGUGAAGCCAGAGAGGAAAGUAACAACAGGAUCAAGUGCAGGGCACUCUCACUGGCCCCUGUGUGUACUCACGUGCUUGCCUGUUUCUCUUCUGGGGAAGGACAGGAACACAGAGCGUUCACACGAAUUCUCCAGCUCCUCAGAGAACUGAGCAGAAGCUCAGACGAGCUGUAAA
Molecule: messenger RNA, 4317 nt
Organism: Balaenoptera acutorostrata (minke whale)
Lineage: Eukaryota; Metazoa; Chordata; Mammalia; Artiodactyla; Balaenopteridae
Gene: MARCHF3
Product: membrane associated ring-CH-type finger 3
Exons: 5
Coding region: 280-1041 (253 amino acids)
Biological process (GO): protein ubiquitination
Molecular function (GO): ubiquitin-protein transferase activity; zinc ion binding
Source: RefSeq, a predicted model, not a curated record